CCAUCCUAUUUUAACCUACGAGUGGACGGCAUUUAUCCUCAUUCUUGUAGAAAAUUAGGAUAGAAAGGGAGUUUCCUUUGCUAAAUGAGACAAUCUUACAAUCUACUUGCGGAGUGUUCCUCAACUUACUUAUCUCUGAUACAUAAGCUUUAAUUGCCUCAUAAAUAAAUUCUUCGAAUAACAACCAAUACAAAAUAUCCAUAGUAUUCACAACUCCCACAUCCACAAGGCACAUCGUCAUGUCUCUUAUUGACACCAUCCGCUACAAUAAGCUACCCUCCCUAGAAGAGGCAAAUAGCCGGCGGCAGGUGAGUAUCGGACGUCAAUCGAGCCGAAACAGCGUCCAGGCUUAUCAAUCAAUUUCUCACCACGCUCACAGGCCGAACAUAUCAACAAUGUCAUUGAAGGUCCACUCCGCGAUAUAUUCAUCAAGUAUGGUGUACAGAAUACCUUCACCCUCUACCUCCAGCAUCGCCAUCACCAAGUCCAUGAAAAUGAAGCCGUCGUCAAGGUGCACAGUACAGCACAUUUGAUGAAUGACGAGGAGAUUAAGGACAUUGAAGAAAUGGGUAACAAGAUCGUUCCUACGACUUGGAUGAGUGAUAAUCUACUCCCUAUGGAGUUUGCUGUAGCUCCUGCCUCGUAUGCUCAUUUCCACUCCCACUCUUGUCUCCCAGUUCCGCUUUCUCAGCUUGACAUUAAAUCCUGGCUUACGUUUCCUCUGAACAGAGCCGACACUCCUAUUUUUCCACCAGACUUCAUCGCAGAAUUAACUAAUGUCCUCGCCUCGAACAGCUGCGAGGGUCUCUUCGGUAUCGACACCCUAGGUGUAGAUGACUGGACCGAACUUAGUAUCGGCAAUGCAAGUGUUGUUGUACCCAGUAACGGCACGGACAGAGAGAACUACAUCCCUGUUGCGUUUGCUUUUGAUGAAAAAAAAGCAGGUUUUAGAGUCCAUGGGAAAUGCGGUAGUGACCAUAAGCAUACUUCCAAACCGUGAUGGGAAAGAUAUAAAUUUCCAUUAUACUUCGUGGACGUGUAAUUAGGGGAAGAGCAUAAGAGAAGAUGGUUUUGUCGGAAAUGAUAGUCUGAUCUAGGAUUUUUAAAGUAUCUGGGUAUACGAGAGUAUUUACUACUUCGACAUUGAUCUUACAUACACUCGUCGGUCGUUACCAGCGUAAAAUUGAUUUAACUCAAGCUACAGAGCAUCGAGUACUGCCAACUAUUCCAAUAGAAAGCUCCUCAUAACACUAUAUCUCCUCAUUCGACUCGCUC
This is a messenger RNA of Sclerotinia trifoliorum, 1275 nucleotides long. The record is from the annotation of a GenBank genome assembly. NCBI's taxonomy places the organism in Eukaryota, Fungi, Ascomycota, Leotiomycetes, Helotiales, Sclerotiniaceae.